Camelina sativa (false flax) is the source of this 3422-nucleotide messenger RNA. RefSeq names its product phosphatidate phosphatase PAH1. Gene Ontology annotation, biological process: lipid metabolic process. Gene Ontology annotation, molecular function: phosphatidate phosphatase activity. The record is from RefSeq and is a predicted model, not a curated record. NCBI's taxonomy places the organism in Eukaryota, Viridiplantae, Streptophyta, Magnoliopsida, Brassicales, Brassicaceae.
CUCAUCAUCUAUAAUCUAAAUCUCUCUCUCUAUAUAUAUAAGCAAUUACAGUGUCUUUUAAGUAAUGGCGGAUUUAAUUUUCUUCUUCUGAUUAUCCAAAACAAAACCAUCUUUGUAGUAUAAAUUUCGCCCGCCGGUAAAAUACAAUCGACGACGAAGCAAAAAGACAAAUCCUUUCCUUUCUUUUCUUGACUUUGAUUUUUUAAAAAAAUUCCCGAGAAUCUUUUUUUUUUUUUUGAGGAACCCAAGAUUUUUAUCCCCAAGAAGAUAUUUCAAUCAAAAUUGAUAGAAUAGGGAUAAAAAAAUUGGGUUCAUUACUAAUAGAAGAAGAAUCACGAUUUCUGAGCAUACGAGAUUCGUCCGUCGUUUCUUGGAUUCUCCGCUAUUAAGUUCCUUCAAUCUGCUUAGGCUGGAAUUUGCCCUGUCUAGAAACUUUUAAAAGAGAGUUUUUUGUAUAUGAUUUAGAACAGUCAAAGUUGAAAGAUUUUUUUUUUCACAAUUGAAUUUUGAUGAGAGAUGAGUUUGGUUGGAAGAGUUGGGAGUUUGAUUUCUCAAGGCGUUUACUCUGUUGCUACACCGUUUCAUCCAUUCGGUGGUGCUAUUGAUGUCAUUGUUGUUCAACAACAAGAUGGUUCUUUCCGUAGCACACCUUGGUAUGUUAGGUUUGGUAAGUUCCAAGGUGUUCUGAAAGGCGCUGAGAAGUUUGUCAAGAUUGCUGUUAAUGGCACCGAAGCUGAUUUCCACAUGUACCUUGAUAAUUCUGGUGAAGCCUAUUUCAUCAGGGAAGUUGAUCCUGCAGCGGCUAAUGACACCAGCAGUUUGAUUUCCGGGUCUGACAAUAGCAAUGCUAGUAGUGAAACUAACGGCGUUGGUUUUCGACUUGAGCACAGUUUAUCUGACGCUGGUUCUGGGGAACUACGAGAAGGUUUCGACCCUUUGAAUCGGCUUGAGAGGACUGAGUCUGAUUGUAAUAGGAGGUUCUAUGAUUUUCAGGAUGAUCCGCCUUCUCCAACCUCGGAAUAUGGAAGUGCUAGAUUUGACAAUCUUAAUGUGGAAAGCUAUGGGGAUUCUCAAGGCUCUGAUUCUGAAGUCGUUUUGGUCAGUAUUGAUGGACAUAUACUAACAGCCCCUGUGUCAGCGGCAGAACAGGAGGCUGAGAAUUUACGGUUAAAUACUCCUCAGUUUCAUUUGGCACCUGGUGAUGGGACUGAGUUUUGUGAAGGUAAUACCGAGUUUGCGUCGUCAGAGACUUCGUGGGAUACUGAAUAUAUCGGCAAAGUGGAGUCAUCUGAUGCUAUUAACAUUGUAUCUGAAAAAGUGGAUACCGCGAAUGAUGACCGUAGUGAUUCAGAUUCCGGUUCUCGUGAUAAUGCCGAAAAAGAUUCUCAUGAUGUUCAAAGAAAUCUUCUUGGGAGCUAUGUGGAGCAGUCAGAGCUGAGUGAGACUGGUGAGAAUGCAAAGUCAGGGGAACCAAGUCCUACUUUUGAGGAUCGGAAUCUAAAAGAAGGUGAGUUUCCACUUAACACCAUCCCGGAAAAUGAUAGAAGUGAAGAUGAAGUGACUAUUGAAACAAGAGAUACUCUCGUUGAUAGUUUUGAAUCUUCUUCUACAAUUCAAAUAACAACAGAAGAAGUCAAAACAACCGAGGAAUCCAGAAUAUCCGUUGAUUCUAAUACUGAUUCAGAAUGUAAGGAUGAACAGCCAAGAACAUCUGCAGAAACUGCCAUCUUGAUUAACAACCAGGAAGACGGGAUUAUAGAAUCGGAAGAUCAGGCUUCUGAGGGAGUCUCUAUAGAUUCAACGAGAGAGGACGAUGAGCAACUGACUCCAACUAAACCAACAGAGGAGGAUAACGAGGACGGGAAGAGUGUAGUUUCUGUGGGUGCGACUUCUAGUUUAGACGUAGGAAAACCCGAUACAGAUCAGAGAUAUGAGCUAUCAAUUUGCAAGGAUGAGCUUCGUCAGGGUAUGGGACUUAGCGCAGCUGCUGAGGUCUUUGAUGCACAUCGGAUUACCAUGGAAGAAUAUAUAAACUCGGCAACAUCAAUUCUUGAAAGUGAAAAUCUGGUUGUUAGGAUUAGAGACACGUAUAUGCCAUGGACGAAAGCUGCUCGAAUUGUGCUUGGGAAAGCUGCGUUUGAUCUAGACUUAGAUAUCCAGCCAGAUGAUGUGAUUUCUGUGGAGGAAAAUGAAUCGCCUAAACCCAAGGAUGAUGAAACUACAGUAACUCCUUCUUCAUCUGGAAGAAGAUGGAGACUCUGGCCGAUUCCUUUUAGAAGGGUUAAAACAAUUGAACAUACGGGAAGUAACUCCUCCAGCGAAGAAGAUCUGUUUGUUGAUUCUGAACCUGGCUUACAGAACUCACCUGAACCACAAUCAACCGCAACGAGUCGCCAUGAGUCCCCGCGUAGGCAACUUGUGAGAACCAAUGUCCCUACGAAUGAACAGAUCGCAUCUCUGAAUCUGAAAGAUGGUCAGAAUAUUAUAACUUUUAGUUUCUCAACAAGAGUUCUGGGAACACAACAGGUCGAUGCGCAUAUUUACCGGUGGAGAUGGGACACCAAGAUAGUGAUUUCAGAUGUUGAUGGAACUAUAACUAAAUCUGAUGUGUUAGGUCAGUUCAUGCCCUUCAUUGGAAAGGACUGGACACAGUCCGGUGUAGCCAAGCUUUUUUCUGCCAUAAAGGAGAAUGGAUAUCAGUUGCUUUUUUUGAGCGCCCGUGCCAUCGUUCAGGCAUAUCUAACGAGAAAUUUCUUAAAUAAUCUCAAGCAGGACGGAAAAGCUUUGCCAACCGGUCCUGUAGUCAUAUCACCAGAUGGGCUAUUUCCAGCAUUGUACCGUGAAGUUAUAAGAAGAGCACCUCAUGAAUUCAAGAUCGCAUGUUUGGAGGAUAUCAGGAAACUCUUUCCUACGGAUUACAACCCGUUUUACGCUGGAUUUGGAAACAGAGAUACGGAUGAGCUGAGUUACAGAAAACUCGGAAUCCCAAAGGGGAAGAUAUUCAUAAUCAACCCAAAGGGAGAAGUGGCAACAGGACAUCGCAUAGAUGUCAAAAAGUCUUACACUUCACUUCACACUCUUGUCAACGACAUGUUUCCUCCAACUUCACUUGUUGAGCAGGAAGAUUAUAACCCAUGGAACUUCUGGAAACUACCAAUAGAAGAGGUUGAUUAAGGAAAUCAUGUUACAAAGAGAAGAAACUUUUCGAGUCUCUAAAACGAGGUGCAGAUGAGUCGGACAUAGUGGCUGUGGAAUCUAUGCUUCUUCUAUGACCUUGUAGACAGGAAAGAGCUGGAACUUGUAGAAAAGAAAGAGCUAGAACUUGUCUCUACUUUGUAAUGUCUUAUGUAGGAGUUAACACAAUAGGGAAAGAAUGCUAUAUUAGCUGUGACAAACUUAUGUACAAGACAUUAUUUUCUUUA